CCACAAGCAACUAGCAGUAGCCGCCGCCGCUUCAGCCCAACCAACACACGUCACUAUAUAAGAUCGCUGAACUCUGUCUGAUUCCCAAUACCAAAAGCCAACAAAGUGCUUUCCUCGCUUUAAGCACUUUUCCCCUCUGCCUCGCAUCAAAAUUCCGACUUCUGAUUCAAAACCAACGGUCCCGAUCAACCUCUCCGUCCUCCCCUGUUUCUGCAACUUCACACUCCCCACCCCCAACUGAUCAAAUUUCCACAAAAACCACUUCAUGGGUGUCUCCAUUUCCGAUUUCUCCCUAUUUUUCCUGAUCAUGUUCGUAAUUUCAUCCGCAAGUCUGCAGCUUGGAGCAGAAUCCAAGACUUUCUGGGCCGACAUUGAAGCUCUCAAGGAGUUCAAGAACUCACUCGACCCCGGCUCAGUGCGUCCGGGCUCGUGCGUCAGCUCCUGGGACUUCAACCUCGACCCAUGCGACAACCUCUUCAGCGACCGGUUCACCUGCGGCUUCCGCUGCGACAAGGUUGACUCCUCGUCGUCAGUCAGCAGGCUCACCGAGCUCACCCUCGACCAGGCCGGCUACUCCGGCUCGCUCUCCUCCCUCUCCUGGAACUUCCCGUAUUUGCAAACACUCGACCUCUCCAAUAACUUCUUCUCCGGGUCGAUCCCCGAGUCGCUCUCCAACUUAACAGGGCUCAUUCGACUCGGUCUCUCCGGUAACUCGUUCUCCGGCGCAAUUCCCGACUCAAUUGGAUCGCUUUCGAACCUCGUGGAGCUUUUUCUCGACAACAACCGCCUCGAGGGCGCAACCCCAUCGAGCUUGAACGGCCUGGCGGGGUUGCAGCGGCUCGAGCUCCAAGGGAACCUGCUCAGCGGCGAGUUUCCCGAGUUGGGUUCUCUUCAGAACCUAAGCUACUUAGACGCCAGCAACAACGCCAUCUCCGGAGGUGUCCCACUAAAUUUCCCGACAUCUCUGCUCCAAAUCUCCAUGCGAAACAACAGCCUAGUAGGAAACAUCCCGGAAAACAUCAAACAGUUGGGUUUUCUGCAAGUGCUCGACCUGAGUCACAACCAACUCGGCGGUGCCGUCCCCGGCCACCUCUUCAACCACCUGUCGCUACAGCAGCUCACUCUCUCCUUCAACCAAUUCAUGUCCGUAAAGCCCCCGGUUUCUCCUUCUCCGGGCGCCCAGAGCGCGCUCAUUGCACUAGACCUCAGCAACAACGAGCUCAGCGGAAUGCUACCGCUGUUCAUGGCGGCGAUGCGGAAGCUCUCGGCAUUGACGCUGGAGAACAAUAAGUUCACGGGUAGGAUUCCGACCCAGUACGCGCUUAAAGUGGCGGUGCCCGGAUCCGGAGUCUCAAAGCUCGAGAGGCUCCUGCUGGGUGGGAAUUACUUGUCCGGACCCAUCCCGCGUCCUCUGCUCGGGUUAAAACCCGGUUCGGCGAAUGUGGUUUUGGGCAAUAAUUGCCUGUACAGGUGUCCCAGGAUUUACCAUGUUUGUAAAGGUGGCGAUCAGAAAUCGUAUCAUAAGUGUAGAAGCUUCCGCCGAUAAAUAAUAACAUGAAUAAAUAUUAUUCAUGUAUUUAUUGUAAUUUUAUUUUUUUAAUAAAUGAUAUUUUUACACUAA
Pyrus x bretschneideri (Chinese white pear) is the source of this 1621-nucleotide messenger RNA. RefSeq names its product LRR receptor-like serine/threonine-protein kinase RGI5. The record is from RefSeq and is a predicted model, not a curated record. Bases 266 to 1546 code for a protein of 426 amino acids. The transcript has a single exon. NCBI's taxonomy places the organism in Eukaryota, Viridiplantae, Streptophyta, Magnoliopsida, Rosales, Rosaceae. Gene Ontology annotation, molecular function: protein binding.